Molecule: messenger RNA, 528 nt
Organism: Didymosphaeria variabile
Lineage: Eukaryota; Fungi; Ascomycota; Dothideomycetes; Pleosporales; Didymosphaeriaceae
Exons: 1
Coding region: 1-528 (175 amino acids)
Source: RefSeq, a predicted model, not a curated record
AUGAGAUACCAGGCCGAGUUAAGCGACGUGGGCUUCGUCACAGGCGACUGCCUAGCUCAAGUUAAUGUCGGAGAGAAUGCACAAGCACAUGCAGCUGGUCAGCAUCCAGGAUGGGAGCAGACAUGCUGGGAUAGCAUCGAGCAGACUAUAGACUUGCUAGCGAAAAAGACGAUAAGAGUCGUGCUCAAGGGCGGUGCGCAUAAUCCUGACCGCCUUGCUGAGAAGGUACAACAGCUAGUGUCUAGCAAGGGACUCGAUCUAAAAGUCGCUUAUGUUGUUGGAGAGAAGUUGCUUGAGGAUAUGAAGCAUAUUAGAUUGAAGGGAUUGCCGCCACAUCUAGAUUUUGAUAAUAGCAAAUUGCAGUAUGCAUCAUAUGCUCGAUCUGGUGAAGGAGAAAAGCCCAUCGUUAGCGCAAACGUGUAUCUCGAAGCACAAGAGAUUGCCAAGGGUCUUGAAGAGGGUGCAGAUAUCAUUGUCGUGGGAAGAGUGGCUGAUGCAAAUCCAGUACGUCUCGAGACAGGAACAUGA